Messenger RNA from Scheffersomyces amazonensis, 1469 nucleotides. It is a transcript of the gene CDC50, whose product is annotated as aminophospholipid translocase regulatory protein. The record is from RefSeq and is a predicted model, not a curated record. Gene Ontology annotation, cellular component: Golgi apparatus; endoplasmic reticulum; plasma membrane. The coding region runs from base 76 to 1305 and encodes 409 amino acids. The transcript has a single exon. NCBI's taxonomy places the organism in Eukaryota, Fungi, Ascomycota, Pichiomycetes, Serinales, Debaryomycetaceae.
AAGUAGGCUAUACCUAAAAAUAGUGAUACUACUUGUAGUAACAGUAAUUAUAAUACUGAACAAUAUAUAAACACAAUGAACUUUCUUCGAAGAAGGAAAGCAUCAGAAGAUGAAGAUGAUGAUGAUAUUAUUUCAGAUCAAGAAACAUCCAAUGUUCAUAAAUCAAGAAAACCUCCAAACACAGCUUUUCGACAACAAAGAUUACAAGCCUGGCAACCAAUUUUAACACCAAAAUCAGUUAUACCAUUAUUAUUUUUAUUAACUAUUAUAUUUACUCCAUUAGGUAUAAGUAUAUUAUUUGCUACAUAUAAUGUUGAAUUAGUUUCAAUAGAUUAUUCUCAUUGUAAUGAAUUAGCUAAUGAUCAAUUUAAUUCAAUUCCAUCAAAAUAUACAAAUUAUCAUUUUAAAAGUAAAAAUACUAAUCCUGAAUUUCAAUGGAAAAUUGUAAAUUCAACUGAUUCAUUUGGAGAUUUAGCUCAAACUUGUCAAAUUCAAUUUACUUUACCAGUUGAUUUAAAACCUCCAAUUUAUUUAUAUUAUAAAUUAACUAAUUUUUAUCAAAAUCAUCGAAAAUAUGUUAGUUCUUAUGAUAUAAAUCAAAUAAGAGGUGAUGCAGUACCUGAUGAUUCAAUUACAAAUUAUUGUAAACCUUUAUUACAUUUAGGAGAAGGAGAAAAUCAAAAAUUAAUUUAUCCAUGUGGAUUAAUUGCUAAUUCAUAUUUUAAUGAUACAUUUUCAAAUCCAGUAUUAUUAAAUGCAAAAAAUAGUGAUAAUAAUCAAACUUAUGAAUUAACUAAUAUUGGUAUAUCAUGGAAAUCAGAUCGUCAACAUAAAUUUGGUAAAACAAAAUAUACUCCUGAUCAAGUUGUACCACCACCAAAUUGGUAUAAAAUGUUUCCUAAUGGAUAUACUGAAGAAAAUAUGCCUGAUUUACAACUGUGGGAACUUUUACAAAAUUGGAUGAGAACGGCAGGUUUACCACUGUUUUAUAAAUUAUAUGGUAAAAAUCAAACUGAAACUUUAACUUCAGGUACUUAUGAAAUAUCUAUUGGAUUAAAUUAUCCUGUAAAUAUAUUUGGAGGUACUAAAUCAGUAGUUAUUACAACCAAUUCAAUAUUUGGUGGUAGAAAUUUAAGUCUUGGAGUUAUUUAUAUUAUAAUUGCCAUAAUAACUUUAGUAUUAGGUACCGCAUUCUUAAUUCAACAUUUAAUAAAACCAAGAAGAAUAGGUGAUCAUAAUUUCCUACAAGGUAACAAUAGUGCUUUUACAUCAUCAGGAGUAACUAAUUUCCGAGAACAGUUGUAAAUGUAUAACAUAAUUAUCAUAUUUAUAUAAUCAUAUACAUAACAUAUAUAAGCAUAUAGUAGUAGUAGUAGUAGUAGUGGGUCUUAACUAUGUGCCUGCACACAGCCCGUCCGCUCGGUUCGAAGAAAAAAACUUCAGCUGAACGACCACUGCUUAAGUUAACU